This is a messenger RNA of Planococcus citri (citrus mealybug), 4019 nucleotides long. RefSeq names its product Oculocerebrorenal syndrome of Lowe (gene Ocrl). The coding region runs from base 529 to 3177 and encodes 882 amino acids. Gene Ontology annotation, biological process: phosphatidylinositol dephosphorylation; signal transduction. Gene Ontology annotation, molecular function: inositol phosphate phosphatase activity; phosphatidylinositol-4,5-bisphosphate 5-phosphatase activity. NCBI's taxonomy places the organism in Eukaryota, Metazoa, Arthropoda, Insecta, Hemiptera, Pseudococcidae. The transcript is spliced from 20 exons. Gene Ontology annotation, cellular component: membrane. The record is from RefSeq and is a predicted model, not a curated record.
AAAAAGAAAAAUCCUUUGAUAUGAAAUUAAUUUUAAUUAAUUUAAUUAAUUAAUCAUCAAUUUUUUUCUUUUGUAUGUUGUGUGUUUAACGUUGAAACCCCCAAUUUCAAUUUUACUCUUCAUGACGUAAAAAAACUGAACGGUGGUUUCUUCUUUGUCCUUCGGUACUUUGUAAACUGCGAAAUUCCCCGUCCACCCUUCUGAUUUAAUUAAAUUCCGUACCUGAAAUUUAAUUCAUUAAUUAGCUAGUUACAUAACAGCGUGCACAGUGCACACUACAUGGAAUGUUUUCAACAGUUGACGAUGUAAACUGACGCGGAAAAAUGUACGCUUUGGUACUUUAAACCUGUCUUCUUGUUCGAAAUUAAAAAUUACGUAUCGCUACACGUACUAAUUCUGGCGUGUAAUCAGCAUCAAUCCGAAUUGGCAGAUCAAUUUACCAUGUGUCUGUGUUGAGCAUCACGAAAGCGCGACGAAAAUGCAAAAUUCAUUAUGCAAAUGAGCAUCGGUACGGAAUUCGUGCUUUGAAUGAUUUUUAUGAAUUUCAAGAAUAAAAUUCUACAGAGUUUGUCAGGUAUGGAUUGUUCAGAUGCUUUGGCCAAGGUGCAAGCUAAAUUCACCAAUGGAGAAAGUGUAUUUGCCGUAUACGAUGCUGUGCUUAUCGAAGGAUGGGUUAAAACUUCCAGAAUAUUGGCUGUAGUGGAGUAUUGUACGAGUUAUGGGUUUUUCGUAUUCAACGUCAUCCGGCAGGGGAAUUUUAUUUCAGAAGUAAUCAUCGAUUACGCUUUUCCUGUCGAUACCGAGUUCAAAAUCGCUGGAGAUAUCGAGGAAAAUUGUGUUGAUAUAUCGAUGACGGUGACGUCCCGAAAGAAUAAACUGCUGUUUGAGAUGAUGUCCGGUGAUAAAACCAAACAUUUCAUUUCGGAGUUGCAUCGUAUCGCUGAAAGUGCGUCAUCUGAAGACUUGAGCUUUCAUUGGAUGCGUAAAUACAUGUCAGAUGCGAGAAAUUGUCUGGAUUCCGAAAAUAUACUAUCUAAUCAUGAUAUGAACGGUUUAAUCGAAGAGAAUCCGGUCGGAGCAGAUUUAUUUGUACCUAGAGACUCGAUAGCUCGUGGAACGACUCCUCUAGCUCGACGAGAAAGUGCUGUCCGCUUUCAAAUGGUUCUUAAAGAGAACGAUUAUACGUACACGCAGACUAUCAAAAUUUUUGUCGGAACGUGGAACGUGAAUGGUCAGAAUUCGAAUAGACAUUUGAGUGAUUGGCUGAGUAUUGAUCCGGAGCCUCCGGAUAUAUAUGCUAUUGGCUUUCAAGAGUUAGAUUUAAGUAAAGAAGCGUUCCUUUUUAAUGAUUCUCCCAGAGAGGAAGAAUGGCUAUCGGCUGUAUAUGUGAAUCUUCAUCCGAAAGAUAAAUACCAUAAAAUAGCUCUAGUUCGACUAGUUGGUAUCAUGUUGAUAGUAUUUGUAAAAGAGCAACACGUAGCUUACGUCAGAGAAGUAGCUACCGAUACCGUUGGCACCGGAAUUAUGGGAAAAUUGGGCAACAAAGGAGGUGUAGCUGUCCGAUUAGAUAUCCACAAUACGUCCAUUUGUUUCGUAAACGCUCAUUUGGCAGCUCACGUCGAAGAAUUCGAGCGACGAAAUCAAGAUUACCGAGACAUCUGUUCGAAAAUUUCAUUCCCAAAGUUUCUUCCACCUAAGACAAUCAAAGACCACGAUCAAAUCUACUGGUUUGGUGAUCUGAAUUACCGAAUCACUGAAAUGGACGUGCUCACGGUGAAAAAUCUUAUUGAAAAAAACGACUACGACUCGAUACUAGUUUACGACCAACUCAGGCAGAAUCACCGCAAAGGUCGUGUAUUUGAAAAAUACCUCGAGGGUAAAAUCAACUUCCGACCUACGUAUAAAUACGACACCGGAUCUGACGACUGGGAUUCCAGCGAAAAAAACAGAGCUCCUGCUUGGUGCGAUCGAAUUUUAUGGAAAGGUGACAAAAUACGUCAAACUGCGUAUCGCAGCCAUCCGUCGUUGAAAACCAGUGAUCAUAAACCUGUCAGCGCCUUAUUUGACGCAGAUAUUCGGGUCAUCGACGUCACUAAAUACAGAAAAAUACACGAAGAGGUGAUGAAAAAAUUAGACAAACUGGAGAACGAAUUUCUACCUCAAGUAAUGGUCGAUACGACUGAAAUUAUUUUCGAUAAUAUAUAUUUCCUGGAAUCUCAAAGCAAAGAUCUUAUCAUCGCCAAUACCGGACAGGUCCCUGUACAAUUCGAAUUCAUCAAAAAACUAGACGAUUCUUCGUAUUGUAAAGAUUGGUUACACAUUGAACCAUACACAGGAUUCAUUAUGCCUGGAGAAAAAAAUGAUGUGAAAUUGGAAGUUUACGUCGAUAAACGUUCGGCUUACGAGUUGAAUUCCAGUAAAGAUAAAUUAUACGAUAUAUUGGUUCUGCAUUUGGAAGGUGGCAAAGAUAUUUUCAUCACGGUUACUGGUACUUACGUAUAUAGUUGUUUUGGAAUGUCGUUAGAUACACUUUCUCGCCUCAGAGUACCCAUUCGGGAUUUAACCAGGGAAGAACUGAUACGUUUGGAGAAAAAACUAGACGCUGAUCCGGAAGAUCCCUAUCAAGUUCCUAAAGAGAUCUGGUUUCUGGUCGAUCACUUGUACAGAAACGCUAUGAAGCAGCAGCACUUGUUUGAGCAGCCUGGACUCCAUUCCGAGUUGUUAUUAAUCAGAGAUUGGCUCGAUACCGGAGUUCCAGAACAUUUACCUGGCAGCGUUCAUUCGGUAGCCGAAGCUUUAUUAUUGAUAUUGGAUUCGACACCGGAGCCUAUUGUUCCGUAUAGUAUGCAUGUGGAUGCUUUGAACGCGUCGACGAGUUAUAUUCAAUGUAAACAGAUAAUCAUGAGUUUACCGAUACUCAAUCGAACCGUAUUCCUGUACUUAUGCGCCUUCCUGCAAGAAUUACUGUCGCAUUGUGCUGAUAAUAAUUUGGACGCGAAAACAAUAGCUACGCUUUUCGGAAGCAUAUUCAUCAGAGACAUGCCACAAACGAAGAAUCGUUCGCAGAACAUGGCUAAAUCUAAAAUCAAUCAACAGCAAAUCGACAGGAAGAAGGCGAACUUCGUUUAUCAUUUUCUAGUCAACGAUCAGAGCGAUCUGAUCGCAAAUCGUGGUUAAUUAAUAGUGAUUUUUAUAAGCUAAGUCUUUUGAAUAGAAUGGUAUUUUAUAUAAGAAUUACCCCUAAGUUUAAGCGCCUGUAGAAUCUCACCUGUUGAAAGUUUAUUAUUUUUUUUAAAUCACUGACGGAGGAAUUUACUACAAGUAUUUUUUUAGCCCUAUAGCCGAGCUUAUUAUGGAACGAGUUACGAUAAAAUAUGUUUCGUUCGACGGUAAAUUGCGAGAGCUUGCGGAUACAAUUCGACAAAAGCUUAUAAUAUUUUAUACGUAAUUAUGAUAAUUAAAAAAAAAACAGCCCACGAAAAUACUCAGCUUGAUACGUCGUUAGUUCUAGUCUUUUACGUAAGUAUAGGGAGGUGUUCAUUUGCGUAAUCAUGUUUUUUAAAAGAUAUAAAGCUGCGGUUAUAAAUUCGUCCAAAAUCCAGACUGAUUUUGGUGUUGUGAUAAGGACAAAGUGUUGUCUGAGUGAAACGUCCGUCGGAAACGCUUUUUAGAUGGGAUUUUUUUUUGUGAUAGCCAAGUUUUUAUUGAAUUUUUAGAUCAUCGUAGCUACCUUAUAUAGCUAGCUCAUCCCUUUUUUUGAAAAUAGAAUUUUUUUGUAAUUGUUUCACGCCUAAAUACAGGUCGCAUUAUUUUGAGAGGGUUUCUUUCAGUCGUGUUACGCAUUCGUAGUGUAGGUAUCGUAUCCCCAUUUAUAUUUUGUUAAAUUUUUUUCUAAUUAUAUCGCCGUAUUGUUUAAUUUUUAAUCAUUUUUCUUGUUGGUUGUAUUUUUUCCUUCCCCUUUCAUUUUGUAAUAUCGUGUAAGCGUGUAUUUUUAUUUUGAAAAUACAUUUUAGACUGUA